AAUUCCACCGAGAAUUACCAAACUUUUCAUUUUCUUUUCAAUUUUUUUUUUUCUCUCCUUCUUUCUCCAGAACACCAGCCGCAUGAUCCGACCGCAAAUCAUAGUAAAAAUAGAAAAUUGUAAUGGUUCAAAAAAAAAAAAAUAAUAAUACAAAUGAUAAGUAAACAAAAUUUUUUUUUCUUACCUGAUCCGGACGGGGGAAGAUAGAUAAAAAUAAAAAUAACGCUAAAUUAACACUAGGACUAAAAACUAAAGUCGAUAAAAAACUAGUCGAUAAACUAACUAACGAAAAACCGAGGCACAACCGCGCGAUCACCAUUGGGUGGGCGGCGGAAGGCUGUCCACCUCAAAAAGCCAAACGAAAAUUUCCUCCUGAUCUCCGGUGUUCCACUCGACCACAAACCGCAGGACCUCGCGACCAGCCCUCUCAUCCGUAUCGCAAUCCACGCCAGCUAGUCCGUAUCUCACUUCAUGUACGAAACGAUCCCGAAGACCCCGACACAUUUGCUCAAGGCACCAUCCAAACGCGAAACGAGCUCCGCCGCUCAAAUAAAAGACUGCUAACCCAUCCUCAUAGGGCUUAAGCUCACAGGGGCCCCGGCACCACAACAGUGCUUCGCGGAGCACUGUUAUCACCUCAUACCACCCUCGCCCGGUGCCCUUAAAUUCCGAAGGAAACAUCUUAAAAAAAAAAAUUUUUAAAACCACACGCCGCGAAAGACCGCCGAGAGCCAAUAGACAUAGACUAAACUGAGAACUACGCGUCUUACGAACAGAGCCGAUCACCAGAGAAAAAAUGCGCAACUUCAGCAAUUAGGGAAUAGCGGGUGUAUACCCCUCCCCUCCCCCACCUUCCGCAAAGACCAGAAGAAACUAAUAGCCGACAGCUAUUGCCAAAUCAGAAUAAAAUUAUACAAUCCCCCCCCCCAAAAAAAAAAAAAAAAAAAAAAAAAGAAAAAAACACCGUCACCUACUAUCUCAAGUCCAACCAUUCUCAUCACCAGUUGGGCUGCAGUCUGGAUAAGGAAAUUAACCUUAGUUCUGAAAGCACCUAUGUGCAUAGGGGAGACUAGGGACACAUGAGAGGUUUCAGAAUUAAGCUAACAUGGUACAAUGGGACUGCGCUUGCAGUUUGGAACUAUAAACUCGGACUCGAUUUAGAAGCGGUGUACCUGCCAUUGAUUUUAUUAUACACAUAGUUAUUAUUUUUUAUUUUUUUUUCUCUCUUCUUUCCUUCUCUCUUCCUCUCAUUCUCUUCCUUUUAUAAACGUUUAAGAAGCUAGAGGGUGUAGGCCCAGAUUGCAGGCUACAGUCUCGUCGACCUACGUCAAAAAAAAAAUUCUUUUUUUUUAAACAAACUUGCUCACCAGCAAUACCAUUUGUCGCUGCUGCGUCGCUGAGACAUACCCAGGCGAAGAAACGCAAAACCUCAGCAUUUAAAUGCGAAUCAGAGUUCUUUCGACGGCUUGGACGCGCCUUUACGCCGCGUCUUUGCACACUGCAUAACUACGCAAUGGCGCAUAUAUGAUCGGAAAGCAUAAUGGGAGUACCAUGGCUGCGUAGCGAACAUGCAUUCCCUCGCUUGGCGGAGGAAAAUUCGAUAAUCGAACUGUUUUUCUCAACCCUUUAUUUUGUAUACAUUUUACAACUUCACCAAAUGAGAAAUUACUAAAAGCGACUUUUAAUUUUUUUUUCCUUUAUUUGUGUGCUCAGGAAAAAAAUUCAAAAUCGACGGACUGUUACAGGCCAGCGAGUGAGUUCAAGCAUCUCAUUGACCCGAAAAUACAAUUGCUAAUAUGGGAACAAAGGGAGUUUUGCUUUUUAUGUUGCUUAUGGGUAAAAUAGCGUCGCUACACUCCUGCGAAGAAAUUCGAGAAACAAAGAUGUUAACAUACAGUACACCUAAACAGGCACUUUUCUCAGAAGGCAGCUUCUUACAGCCUUGCAUAAUCGAUUUAAUAGAAACAUACUCUAUCUGCGGUGUUAGAUAUAAAUCAGAUACGUUAGCAGCUCUGUUCAGAACUGCUAACGAAAAAGAGUCGCAAGGAAACACGGAAAUUAAAUUAGCGCUAUCAAAAUCGAAAAGGGCUGCACCAUUAGUAAUCGCAGGGGGUGUAGCGAUUGCAUCAUCAAUUUGGGCGGGAAUUUCAUAUAGUAGAGUCAAUGGGAGGAUUGAUGAAUUACGACAACAAGAAAGACAUGACACGGCAUAUACAAGAAAAAUUAUGCUGGAACUUGAUCACCGCCAACACCUGGAAUUCGUAGCAAUUCGACGAGAAUUUAAUCAUGUCACGAAAAAUACCCGGGAUCAAAUAUGUAAAGCCACCGAAAACUUAACAAGAACAAUCAUUGAAUCAAAAUUCGAGGAUGAAUUUGAUGAUUUAAUGAAUUCUCUUAAGACACAUGCGGUAACAGCUAAAAUUUUGCCACCCCCUAUCCUGUAUAAUUUGGUUGCAACGCUGCCACAACUACACGAUACAAUCUAUGUAAAAUCACCGUAUUUGAUUUAUCACACGGGAAAAUUUUCGUUCAAUCUGCAGGAAGUGGGAGCGGGAGGAGACAUUCUUAGAGGCGUUUUAGAACUUCCAUUAAUAAAAACGGUUCAGGAAAUUGAAAUGAAAAUUUUAAUAAAAAACGUUGGUAAUGAGCUUUUAGUUUUUAAUCCUGUGUACG
Molecule: messenger RNA, 2673 nt
Organism: Bemisia tabaci
Lineage: Eukaryota; Metazoa; Arthropoda; Insecta; Hemiptera; Aleyrodidae
Source: RefSeq, a predicted model, not a curated record